Bombina bombina (fire-bellied toad) is the source of this 1684-nucleotide messenger RNA. It is a transcript of the gene AFMID, whose product is annotated as arylformamidase. Gene Ontology annotation, cellular component: cytoplasm. The record is from RefSeq and is a predicted model, not a curated record. Bases 13 to 897 code for a protein of 294 amino acids. The transcript has 12 exons. Gene Ontology annotation, molecular function: arylformamidase activity. NCBI's taxonomy places the organism in Eukaryota, Metazoa, Chordata, Amphibia, Anura, Bombinatoridae.
GACAGCCUGAGCAUGGAGAAGGACAGCUGGAGAGAGCUGAAUAAAGAGGAACUGGAUCACCAGUAUUCCCCCAGCCACUGGUCCCAUCGCAUGGAUAAGGACGCUGUAAUAGAGGCACAUGUGAGAGAGACCACAGCAGGAACAAAACAAGCUCGCGAAACAGCAGAAACAAUACUGAAUGUCUCAUAUGGAGAAAGAGAGAGUGAGAAACUGGACAUGUACCUGCCCAAAGGACUCACCUCAGGUUUUCCACUUCUCAUUUACAUACAUGGAGGAUUUUGGCAGUUUUUGAGUAAGGAGGAGUCUGGUUUCAUGGUACGACCCCUAGUACUUCAUGGUAUCGGUGUGAUGGUGAUGGAUUAUGACAUCGCUCCAAGUGGUCAUAUGGAUCUAAUUGUGUCACAAGUCAGACAAAGCAUUGCUGUGACUCUGAAACAAUAUUCACAGAUCUCGGGAGUUUAUCUAUGUGGACAUUCUGCUGGUGCACACCUUGUUGCCAUGGCACUCUGCACAGAUUGGUCAGCGUAUGGGAUCAGCCUUGAGGUUAAAGGAGCUUUUCUGGUCAGUGGAGUGUACGACCUUAUUCCAAUCACCCACACUUAUGUCAAUGAAGCCCUUAGUAUGUCACAACAGGUGGCUGAGAGAAACAGUCCCAUUCGAUGUGUGAUGCAGACAAAGAGGAAUGUCAACAACUGCCAUAUGGUCCUUGUUGUGGCUGAGCAUGAUUCUCCAGAGUUCCAUAAGCAAUCACAUGAAUACCUAAAGAGUCUUCACGCAUCAGGAAUCAAUGUUUCAUUUAUGCAGAUCGAUUGCACCGACCACUUUGAUGUGAUUGAGAAGUUGUCUCAAGAAGACUAUGUGCUCACUAAGCUAAUUGUGGACACAAUUAUAAACUGAUGCAAUGCCAGAAUUAAGGACACCCAGGAAAACACCAAGAAACAAGGUAGAGGCUGUCACGAAUAACGGGCUGCAGGGGUUAGACACCUAACCCCCUGUUGAUUCUCAGUGGUUUUGGGCUCCUCAGAGCAACCGCGAUUUCCCAGAGCUUUUGUUUCCCUUGUUUUCCAUAUGUCAACCUGAUCUUGAAAGAGCUGGUCUCUGACCAACCUAUCCCUCUGUGGCCGGCCGGGCUCCUGGAACUACCGACCGGCCCCCACAUCCAGCACCCUUCGGACACCUUUGCCUCAGGCCACUUCAGAGGCCCCUUGGGGAGGGCAAGAGAUGGGCCAAUUGCCGGAGGUGAGCAUCAGCAAGAACCGGGGUUGGGAAAUAGUUCUCCAUGGGAAGGGCAAGAGACAGGGUGAUUGCCGGAAGGGAGCUCCCUUGGGAACCGGGGUCCCGGACCUCCCUCCAACACCCCUUUUUCCAGUGGCUUUCCCGGUGUACGUUUGGUCGCCCAUAACUUUCGAGCCGCACCAUGGAUCGAGGCUUUUUGGAAUGUAAUAGCUCGAGACACAGGGCUUUCCAACAACACCCUGGAAGUGCCGCUGCUCCCCCGGGAUCACCCCAAAUGCAUCAUCUCUAUACCACUGGACACUGAGGGCCCUUGGACAAGCGUCAGCCUGUCUGGAAGGGCGGGAAUGGGCAGGAAAUAUGAGGGACUGAUAAGGCUCUUAUCAAGAUCAGUUUAUGCAUAAAUGUUAUGUGUUUUCCCAAUAAACUCUACUUCGUGUUUUCACCUGAA